Ipomoea nil (Japanese morning glory) is the source of this 1189-nucleotide messenger RNA. Its product is annotated as syntaxin-132-like. The record is from RefSeq and is a predicted model, not a curated record. Gene Ontology annotation, biological process: intracellular protein transport; exocytosis; vesicle fusion. Gene Ontology annotation, cellular component: endomembrane system; plasma membrane; SNARE complex. The transcript has 13 exons. Gene Ontology annotation, molecular function: SNAP receptor activity; SNARE binding. The coding region runs from base 113 to 1033 and encodes 306 amino acids. NCBI's taxonomy places the organism in Eukaryota, Viridiplantae, Streptophyta, Magnoliopsida, Solanales, Convolvulaceae.
GACGCCAAAAUCACAUCCUCUCUCUCUGCGGAAUCGGAAAUCGGAACAUCCUCUCUCUCUGCAGAAUCGGAAACCUAAAAUCUCAAGGAGGAGACGUGACGUCCAAGUCAACAUGAACGAUCUUUUAACGAGUUCGUUUGAGAUCCACAGGGAUCCAAGAUCUGGAAAUGGAGAUACCGAAAUUGCAAUCCAUAGACCAACCAAUUCAGGAGAACUUGGCAUGGAUAAAUUUUUUGAUCAGGUUGAAGAAAUUGAGGUUCAACAUGAGAAGUUGAACAAACUUCUCACAAAACUUCAGGAUGCCCAUGAGGAAUCAAAGACUGUGACGAAGGCUUCUGCUAUGAAAGAAAUUAAACAGCGAAUGGAGAAAGAUGUUGAAGAAGUUGGAAAAAUUGCUAAGUUCAUAAAAUCAAAAAUUGAGGAGUUUGACAAAGAGAAUUUAGCCAACAGAAAUAAACCUGGAUGUGGCAAUGGAUCAGCAGUUGAUAGAUCAAGAUCUGCAACAACAGUUGCCGUGAAAAAGAAAUUCAAAAACAAGAUGGCAGCAUUUCAGACUCUAAGGGAAACCAUCCAUCAAGAAUAUCGUGAGGUUGUAGAGAGGCGUGUAUUCACAGUUACGGGAAAUCGAGUUGAUGAAGAGACAAUUGACAGGUUGAUAGAGAGUGGGGAUAGUGAACAAAUAUUCCAGAAAGCUAUUAGGGAACAAGGGCGAGGACAUAUAGUGGACACCCUUGCAGAAAUUCAAGAACGCCAUGAUGCAGUAAGAGAAUUAGAAAGCAAGCUUCUAGACUUGCAACAGGUAUUCUUAGACAUGGCGGUGUUGGUUGAUGUUCAAGGGGACAUGCUUAAUGACAUAGAAUCCCAGGUGUCUGCCGCAGUUGACCAUGUACAAUCAGGGAACACUGCACUUCAAAGGGCAAAGACAUUACAAAGAAAAAACCGGAAAUGGAUGUGCUUAGCCGUGAUUAUCCUCCUUUUAGUCGUUGCAAUCAUCGUAGUUUGUGUACUGAAGCCAUGGACCACUAAAAAAUAAAAAUGGCCAUUAGCUCUUCUUUCACUCAUACCUAUAAAUUAAACACAAAUGUAAGAUGCAAUUUUGUUUAUUAUCAAUUAUUCUCAUUGAUUUUGUGUUUCUCAUACCUUCACCUGUCUUCGAUUCUCAAAUAUUUGUGUAUGCAAUAAUCCUUUG